GCAGCCGCUCUUCUGGGAGCUUCAGUCUCGGUCGUAGCCACCUGGUAACACGUCUGCUGCUAGUGCUCUGCCUUGUACCUCAUUGCUGUUUCUAAAGUUUCAGUUUUUGUUCUGUUGUGAAUUGAAAGGAGAUACCGAUCAGUUCCAGAAGAACAGCAAGUUCGUUUAUUACAACGCUUAAACCGGUGCAUUUGUUUGCAAGCGUGAAAAAUGCUAAGGAUAAUCAGCCUUGUUUCACUCUUUUGCCUCAUAUUGCACGGGAGUCUGGCAUCCAACUCUGAGGAAAAUGCGCUGGAUCUUAGCUUAGGCGAAGAUGAAUGCAGUAUGAUGGUAUGCCGGGCUGGAAGAGAGUGUAAAGUAGGUGCCGAUGGCGAAGCCGCUUGCACUUGCAUCGCCUCCUGUCCCGAUCACUUUGUACCCGUCUGCGGCAGCAACAAUCAAUCGUACGAUAACUUUUGUCUGAUGCACCGCGAUGCUUGCCUCACGGGCGUUCACAUCAGCCUCAAGAAGAAAGGAUACUGCUCUAACAAAUCUAUCAAGAAAAAGUCCAGCAAAAAGGAUAACAUUAAAGAAGAAAAUCAUUUCGAACCAGUGGUUUGCUUCCAAUGGGAGAGGGAUGCCCUCCGCCGUCAAAUUAUCACCUACUUCCGACAUCACACUGCCGAUCAGAGCUGGUACCGGCCAGAUCUGAAGAGUUACGAGAAACAGUUUGCCCGUUUUUUCAUGUGCGACACAUCUAAAGACAACUUUGUCGACGCCAACGAACUAGCUGCUUGCGUAACCGAAGUUCCCUUUGCCCUUCGUACCACGACCGCCACCAACGAACUUGUAAAAGUUUUGUGUGUUGACGCCAUCAUUGAUUCAGCGGAUACAAACUCAGAUUGGCGUUUGGACUUCGAAGAAUACAAAACUCUGAUGGAUUCCAGUUUCCAGCCUAAAGAAAAGCUGUGCUCUUUGGAAGGGAAAAAGUACGAGGAUGGCUCUCAAACAAAAGUCGACUGUAACGAUUGUGUCUGCGCCUGUGGUAGCUGGGUGUGCUCUUCCAAAAAGUGUGACGAAGAGCUGAAUGAAAUCGAUGACGUAGAUGAAGAUGAAGAUUUGGAGGAUGAGUUGGACGAAGAUGAGGACAAGAGCGAAGAUUUAACAAGCACCAAGGACGAGGUUAAAAUUCUUAAAAUCGAAGAGGACAUCGAUCUGAAGAUUGACGAUCCGGACGAGGAUCAACCACCUAAAAUCAAUUCAGAUGAUGACGACGAUAUGGAUGACGAAGACAAUGAAGAUGAUGACGACGAGGACUACGAUGAUGAAAUCGAUUUGAAGCCAAUCAAGAAAUCUAAAAAUAAGAAGAAGAAAUCUACGUAAUUCGUUGGGUCUUUUUACCAACUCUUUAGUUUUAUUCCACAGUUAGCUUCUGCUUUUAGUGACGUCGUUGCGUUCCAGUUUGGGGAGCUAAACCCUGCUGUCCUAUUUACAUUUUAGUUGAGUCUUAAUCUUAUCUAAGCCCGAAUUGUUAGUGCAUUUUAUCGUGUUAUACUGACGAGCUAAUUUUCUUUUAUGUUUAUUUCUACAACGAGCUAAAAUAACAACCUGGGUUAAAUUCCACUUGACGCUUUCGCCCCUACGGCGCUGUACAAUACAUUCCCCCGGCAAUCGAAA
This is a messenger RNA of Daphnia carinata, 1656 nucleotides long. RefSeq names its product follistatin-related protein 1-like. Gene Ontology annotation, molecular function: calcium ion binding; protein binding. The coding region runs from base 211 to 1362 and encodes 383 amino acids. NCBI's taxonomy places the organism in Eukaryota, Metazoa, Arthropoda, Branchiopoda, Diplostraca, Daphniidae. Gene Ontology annotation, biological process: cell differentiation; multicellular organism development; regulation of BMP signaling pathway. The transcript is spliced from 7 exons. The record is from RefSeq and is a predicted model, not a curated record.